Musa acuminata subsp. malaccensis (wild Malaysian banana) is the source of this 2721-nucleotide messenger RNA. The record is from RefSeq and is a predicted model, not a curated record. NCBI's taxonomy places the organism in Eukaryota, Viridiplantae, Streptophyta, Magnoliopsida, Zingiberales, Musaceae.
AUGAAGAACCCCCGGGAGCUCGCGGACAAAACAAGAUAUUGCCACUUCCAUCGACAAAACAGGCAUGAUACGGAAGAGUGCCGUGAGCUGAAGCGACAGAUCGAGGAGCUGAUUCGAAGGGGGCAUCUCAGCCACUACCUAUGGCAAAAUAAAGAGCUUUCCCUGCGGCCCGAGGGCCCCGUCGAAAGGCAGAUUGAUGUGAUCACGGGCGGCCCAGCGUAUGGGGGAAAAAUUAUGACUGGGCAGAAAGCAUACACCCACACCCCAACGGCCGAGGACCCCGGGCACGGACCCGCGCCCGAGGUCACAUUUCCAGCUGAGAGAGCCGAACCGCCCAAACACGAUGACGCGUUGGUGGUGGCUGCCAUAAUCGCCAACGCCCAAGUGAAAAGGGUCAUGGUUGACACUGGGAGCUCGGCCGACAUCCUUUAUUUGGACGCAUUCCAGAAGCUCGGGCUCUCCCACGACGCCCUGGUGACUAUGAGCUCAGCGCUCACCGGAUUCACCUACAAAUCAAUUUUGCCAUUGGGCACGACCGUCCUGCCCUUAACCCUCGGGGAAGCACCGAGGACGAAGACGGUGAUGAUAACCUUCUUGGUAGUUGACCUUCCUACCGCAUAUAAUGCAAUUCUGGGACGCCCCACUCUCAACAAGCUCAGAGCGGUUAUCUCUACCUACCACCGUACCGUGAAGUUCCCAACCCGUGCAGGGGUCGGAGAGGCCAAGGGAAACCCCCGCGAGUCAAGGCGAUGCUACUUGACCACGAUCUCCCUACACAAGAGGAGGAGGGCUGAGCUCCCGCUCAAAGACCCCCGGGAAAUAAAAAGGUCAUCCCGACACCCCGAGCCAACGGGACCUACCGUGGAUGUGCCCCUACAAGACGGGCGUCCGGAUCAAACUGUCAAGGUCGGGUCGGAGCUUCUUGAGCAUGAGCGUGCCCGGCUCAUCAAUCUCCUCCAAGAGAACGUCGAUGUCUUCGCCUGGUCACCCACUGACAUGGCAGGCGUUGACCUUGAGGUAUCUCAACACCACCUGUGUAUCUCCCCCGACGCGCGGCCAGUAAAGCAGAGGCCCCGACGUCUAGCUCCCGAACGCCAGCAGGUCGUUCGAGGAGAGGUAGAACGGCUCCUGGCGGUAGGCUUCAUUGAAGAAGCCAAGUACCCACACUGGUUAUCCAAUGUAGUCCUCGUGAAGAAACCCAAUGGAAGUUGGAGAAUAUGCGUUGACUACACCGAUCUUAAUCGCGCCUGUCCGAAGGACUGCUACCCCCUCCCGCGAAUCGACCAGUUGGUCGACGCGAUGGCCGGUCAUGCCCGCCUUUCGUUCAUGGACGCCUUCUCUGGCUACAACCAGAUCAGGAUGGCGCUCGAGGAUCAGCAGCAUACCGCGUUCCUCACCGACCAAGGAGUCUACUUCUACAAAGUUAUGCCGUUCGGGUUGAAAAACGCCGGGGCUACGUAUCAAAGGACCGUGAAUAAAAUGUUUGCUCACCAGAUCGGGAGAAACAUGGAGGUCUACAUCGACGAUAUGAUUGUGAAGAGUCGCACAACUGCAACUCACUUGCCCGACUUGGCCGAGACAUUCGACACGCUACGAAGGUAUAACAUUCGACUCAACCCCGCCAAGUGCGCCUUCGGCAUCAACUCGGGCAAAUUCCUCGGGUUCAUCAUACACGAAAGGGGAAUCAACGUAAACCCCGACAAGGUAUGGGCAAUCAUCGACAUGCAGGCCCCUCGGGCAAUUAAGGAGUUGCAGCGCCUGAACGGGAGGCUCGCCGCCCUGUCAAGGUUCUUAUCUCGAUCGGGCGACCGGUGCCUACCCUUCUUCCGGGCCCUGAAGAAUCCCCAGGAAUUCGCGUGGACGGCGGAGUGUGGGGAGGCUUUCGCCCACAUAAAGGAGCACCUGGCCUCCCUCCCUCGCCUCGCUUCGGUGUCCCCUCAGGAAAAGCUCGGUAUUUACCUGGCCGCCUCUCAAAAUGCAGUAAGUUCGGUCUUGAUCAAGGAGGCCCCUGGAGGACAACAACCGGUUUACUACACUAGCCAUGUCCUCAAUGGACCCGAGGAGCGAUACCCCCCUAUUGAGAAGUUGGCACUAGCGCUCGUGCUGACUGCCCGGAAGCUGCGCCCCUACUUCCAAGCUCAUCCGAUCGAGUACGUCCCGAGGACCGCCAUCAAAGCACAUGCGGUAGCUGACUUUAUCUCGGAAUUGACUCGGCCCAAGGGCGAGGAGCUAGAGCGUGUGAAAAGGGAGUGGCUCCUCCGUGUGGACGGAUCGUCCGGCCGAAAGGGUGCGGGGGUCGGGCUAGUAUUGGAGGUCCCCGAUGGGCGCUCGUUUGAGCGCUCCCUUCGCUACGGAUUCAAGGCCACCAACAACGAGGCGGAGUACGAAGCGCUACUGGCGGGGCUUAGACUAGUCGUCGAAAUGCAGGUGGACGACAAACACAUCCUCACCGACUCGCAACUAGUUGCCGAGCAGCUCGACGGCAGGUAUGAGGCCCGGGACCCGACCAUGUCAAAGUAUCUGGUGGAGGUAAGAGCUCUCGCCGCCCAUUUUUCCCGUUUCGUAUUGUCCAGGGUGCCCAAGCGCCAGAAUGAACGGGCGGACACCCUGGCGAAGCUGGCCUCGAGAUUAAAUCCUUUGGGCAAGCCCGACGUGGAGGAGCUCCCCACCCGCGCCAUCACGGUCGCAACAGUGACCACCGCUGACCCACCAACGACAUGA